Grammomys surdaster is the source of this 1794-nucleotide messenger RNA. It is a transcript of the gene Hpgds, whose product is annotated as hematopoietic prostaglandin D synthase. Lineage: Eukaryota; Metazoa; Chordata; Mammalia; Rodentia; Muridae. The coding region runs from base 367 to 966 and encodes 199 amino acids. Gene Ontology annotation, biological process: glutathione metabolic process. The record is from RefSeq and is a predicted model, not a curated record. Gene Ontology annotation, molecular function: glutathione transferase activity. The transcript has 6 exons.
GACAACGUGACGGGGCUUGUUCUCUCAUUCCCCAGAGGCCUGUGGUGUAAGACUAAGAAUAAAGAGCAUGUAGCAAUCGGUACACACAAGCACCUGUGACUGCGACUUUACUCUUUAUGCAAAUAUGUUGGAUUUAUACAGAGAGCUUGGAAAUGACGAUAAACGCUACCCAGAGCUCUUUACAGGCUGACCUUUGGACACGUGCAUCUCGUGUGAGAAAUGCAGAAAGGAAGGCUUUUAGGUGGAGGAAGUGGCCUCUGGCUGUCUUGUGACUAUCACUCCCUCAUCAGAGAAACCACAGGACAGACACGAACUGAGAUACAGAGACACAGCACAGGAAAAGGACUCUCUGUAUAGAAUUGUACCAUGCCAAACUACAAACUGCUUUAUUUUAAUAUGAGGGGAAGAGCUGAGAUUAUUCGUUACAUAUUCGCUUAUUUGGACAUAAAGUAUGAAGAUCACAGAAUAGAACAAACUGACUGGCCUAAAAUCAAGCCAACUCUUCCAUUUGGUAAAAUCCCUGUUUUGGAGGUGGAAGGACUUACACUUCAUCAGAGCCUUGCAAUAGCAAGAUAUUUGACUAAAAACACAGAUUUGGCUGGGAAGACAGAGCUGGAGCAAUGUCAAGCUGAUGCAGUGGUGGACACCCUGGAUGAUUUCAUGUCACUCUUUCCGUGGGCAGAGACAAAUCAAGAUCUAAAAAAGCAGAUGUUCAAUGAAUUACUCACACGUCAAGCACCUCAUCUUCUGAAAGAUUUGGAUACAUACUUAGGAGACAAAGAGUGGUUUAUUGGCAAUUAUGUAACCUGGGCAGACUUCUACUGGGAUGUCUGCAGCACCACACUUUUGGUCUUAAAGCCUGAUUUGCUGGAUAUCUACCCCAGGCUGGCUUCAUUACGGAACAAAGUCCAAGAUAUUCCUGCCAUUUCUGCCUGGAUACUGAAGAGGCCACAGACAAAACUCUAGAUGAUUCAGGACCCAUCAUCAGACGAGAGCUCCACUGGGUAAAGAAUCUGCAUACUUCUCCCCACCACUAGGACUCUUACUUUGUAGUAUUCUGCUUGCUAUGUAUGAUUCUUUUGUUGUGGUUUUGUCUUUUUCUGUAAGCAUUUAGUUUCCAAUAUUUUUUUCAAAACGUUAUACUUUUUAUAAUUACAGGGAAACAGUUCACAAUAUUUGAUGUUGUGCACUGGUAUCAGCAUGCAUGGAUGCUUUAGUUAAAUGACACUAGUUUUCUGGCUAGUGUUAUUAGUCACCGCCGUAUCUUAAUCAUGAGUAACCAUGUGAAAUACAGAUUUUGCAGCUAGCUCUUCAAUCAACAAAUUGCUACACAGAUACUAAGGGUCACUAUAAUGGUUACUAGCCACUAUAUGUUAUUCAGGUAUACAUCAAAGUGUAUAAACUACUUCACUGUGGGACCAUGAAAGGAUAGCUUGGUUCUUCGAUGGGCACAGGCCUCGAAGCCUGACCUUGAUGGGACAAUGGCAAGUGAUUGGCCACGCCCCCAGAACCCAGGCUCCUGACGUGACCAAGACCUCCAUUUGGUCUACACUGUUCAGUCACGUAGGGCAAGGCUCCUACCAACCCCUACACAGGUAGAGGGCGUGACUACAGGCCUCAGCCUCGAGAUUUCCAUAUUAGUGAGAUACCUAAAGGCCAGAGGGCAUAGCUAAUUAAGUGACCCUCCUCCCCCUCUCCCUCCCUAUUUAAGUCAAGCCCGCCCUGACUUAAAAGGGGGGUGCAUCCAGACCAUCUAUCAUCCGCCAUGUCAAUAAAGCUCUUGGAACCCUGGAC